GUGCUGCACGGAGCUACGGCCUUCAGUUUCCCCUUCCUUACCCAGGUUACACACAAAAUGGAUUCCCAGCGGGAACUCGCAGAGGAACUGCGGCUUUACCAAUCCACCCUUCUUCAGGAUGGUCUAAAAGAUCUCCUGGAUGAGAAAAAAUUCGUCGAUUGCACCCUAAAAGCAGGUGACAAAAGUCUUCCUUGCCACCGACUGAUUUUGUCAGCUUGUAGCCCUUAUUUCCGUGAGUAUUUCUUAUCUGAAAUUGAUGAGGAGAAAAAAAAGGAGGUAGUACUAGAUAAUGUGGACCCUGCCAUACUGGAUUUAAUCAUCAAAUACCUUUAUUCAGCCAGUAUUGAUCUCAAUGAUACAAAUGUGCAAGAUAUUUUUGCCUUGGCUAGCCGCUUUCAGAUCCCCUCAGUGUUCACUGUCUGCGUUUCCUAUCUUCAGAAAAGACUUGCUCCUGGUAACUGUCUAGCCAUCCUGAGAUUAGGUCUUCUUCUUGACUGCCCAAGACUUGCGAUAUCUGCUCGUGAAUUUGUAUCUGACCGCUUUGUACAGAUUUGCAAGGAAGAGGACUUUAUGCAACUUUCCCCACAGGAACUGAUCUCAGUUAUUUCAAAUGACAGCUUAAAUGUAGAAAAGGAAGAAGCAGUGUUUGAAGCAGUUAUGAAAUGGAUCCGAACAGACAAAGAAAACAGGGUAAAAAAUCUUGGAGAAGUAUUUGAUUGUAUCCGUUUUCGGCUUAUGACAGAAAAAUAUUUCAAAGAUCAUGUUGAAAAAGAUGAUAUAAUUAAAAGCAAUCCUGACCUUCAGAAAAAAAUCAAAGUUCUAAAAGAUGCUUUUGCAGGAAAACUCCCUGAGCCUAACAAAAAUGCAGAGAAGACUGGUGCCAGUGAAGUGAAUGGUGAUGUGGGUGAUGAAGAUUUGCUUCCUGGGUACCUGAAUGACAUUCCAAGGCAUGGAAUGUUUGUCAAAGAUCUCAUUCUUUUGAUUAACGACACGGCAGCAGUGGCUUAUGAUCCCACAGAAAAUGAAUGUUACCUGGCUGCACUGGCUGAGCAGAUUCCCAGGAACCAUUCCAGCAUAGUCUCCAAACAAAAUCAAGUAUAUGUUGUAGGAGGACUGUAUGUAGAUGAAGAAAACAAGGAUCAGCCUCUACAGUCAUACUUCUUUCAGUUUGAUAAUGUAGCAGCUGAAUGGAUUGGACUUCCUCCUCUUCCAUCAGCCAGGUGUCUCUUUGGUCUGGGAGAAGCAGAUGACAAAAUCUACGUAGUUGCUGGCAAAGAUCUUCAGACAGAGGCUUCACUAGAUUCAGUUUUAUGCUUUGAUCCUGUGGCUAUAAAAUGGAAUGAAGUAAAAAAGCUUCCUAUCAAAGUCUACGGCCAUAAUGUUGUUUCACAUAAUGGAAUGAUAUAUUGUCUAGGAGGAAAGACAGAUGACAAAAAAUGUACAAAUAGAGUAUUUAUUUACAAUUCCAAAAAAGGAGACUGGAAAGAUUUGGCCCCCAUGAAAACUCCUCGUUCCAUGUUUGGAGUGGCAAUCCAUAAAGGCAAAAUUGUGAUUGCAGGAGGUGUCACGGAAGAUGGCCUAUCAGCUUCAGUAGAAGCAUUUGAUCUUACUACCAAUAAGUGGGAAGUGAUGCCUGAAUUCCCCCAAGAAAGAAGUUCUAUCAGUUUAGUCAGUAUGGCUGGAUCUCUUUAUGCCAUUGGUGGGUUUGCUAUGAUUCAACUUGAGUCCCAGGAAUUUGCACCCACUGAAGUCAAUGACAUAUGGAAGUACGAAGAUGAUAAAAAAGAAUGGACUGGGAUGCUGAAGGAGAUUCGUUAUGCCUCAGGAGCUAGUUGCCUGGCAACACGCUUCAAUCUUUUCAAACUGUCUAAAUUAUAGACAAGAAAAGUGACAAAAAUGUAAUAGGUGGGAGUUUAUGAUUAUGGAUUUUUAAUUUGUUGUGUUUUUAAAAGACUGUACAGAAAUUUAUAUAGAAAUCUAUUGUUACAAUGUCACUGUCUGAAAUGUUGGCAACUUUUGUAGAUAAUAAAUCAAAGUAAAUAUAUUCUUAAUGUAAUAAUCAGUCAUCAUAAAGGUUUCUAAAAAGAGAUGAAAGAUGAAAUUCAAUUUAUACAAUCUUGUUGGGUAAUUUGUCUGAUCCAAUUGUCUGUAAAAAGAUACAAAGUUUAAAUUGUCUAUGCCUAUAUAGCUAUCAUUUGCUUAUUAUCUGGCUACUUUUACAUUCGUUUUCAAUUACAAUUGAAGUUGGAGAAUGGACUGCGUGUAUCUUUUUUUUUAACAACAAAAAUUUCUUCCAGAUCAAGUUAAAAAUCAAGUAAAAAACCAUUUCCUCAAUACAUCAAAAUAACAAAUUACUAAUAUUGUGUUUAAUUAAUAAUGCAAAAUUUCAGAAAUAGAUUUAGGAACUAUAGUAAAGGAUAUUUUCAUAAUUUAAUGAAAAAAGUUUUGAAGUAAAAUAGUCACAUUUAAGUGUUCUUUCUUUUCCCUAUUUCUUUUUGCAUGUCUGUGUACCCUGUUCCAAUUUCCAACUUUCUUUGGUUUACCAGUAAACCAGUGAUUUUAUCUUUAAAAAUUCAAAACCAGGAACUCUUAGUCUUGAAGCCCCAAGCAACUAUAGGGAAAUGGGGGGGGGGGGGAAGAGAACCAACAAGGAAACUGAUUUAUUUGUUAACCUACUGAAUGGUGCAUUUCUUGUUGGAUUUUAUCUGAAUGGAAGGUCCCCUGUUUGGAAAUAUAAGGUAAAGAAAGCAGUAAAGAAAAUAAUACUAUGAUCUCUUCACAGAAGCUAUGAAACCUCCAGGAGAGAAAUUAUGUCCAGGUCACUUUUAGUCUUGGACUAUAUGGAGUAUGUACAUUCCUCACUGCAAUACCACACACACAUACAUACAAAUCAUCAAAAGAUAAACACUCUUGCCAUAAUUACUUGUUCAUUUACUCAAUCUUAUGUUGCUCUCCUAGAGAUACUGGACUUCUCUACACAAGCCAUUCAUCAGAAAUCUUGAAACAAUUUUUUGAAUGAGGCUGUGGCUACUUCUGAAAAACUAUCAAAUUUACUUCUUAUUUUAGAGUAAUUCAGUAAUUUCCCCCAAUGAGACAGAAUGCUGACACUUUUUUGUUUAUAAGAUACUGAAAUACUUUUGACUUCAUUUGAUACCUUAGUUUAGUUAUCUAGCAUUUGUCAAUGGUCACAUGUAAGAAAAACAAUGUAAUGUCAAUUUAGGAACAAAUGGAUUAAUUUAACUAGCAUUCACUGUUUCUAUCCAAUAAUAGCCCAUGUGUAAUUUUAAAAGAUUUUUUUGUACUGGCUGCUUUAAAAUCGGAGCAAAAUUAUUUUAAAUGGCAUUAAAAUGGCAUAGUAAUA
This is a messenger RNA of Gracilinanus agilis (Agile Gracile Mouse Opossum), 3361 nucleotides long. It is a transcript of the gene KLHL41, whose product is annotated as kelch like family member 41. Lineage: Eukaryota; Metazoa; Chordata; Mammalia; Didelphimorphia; Didelphidae. The coding region runs from base 58 to 1878 and encodes 606 amino acids. Gene Ontology annotation, molecular function: protein binding. The transcript is spliced from 6 exons. The record is from RefSeq and is a predicted model, not a curated record.